Messenger RNA from Stegostoma tigrinum, 1273 nucleotides. RefSeq names its product cilia and flagella associated protein 276 (gene cfap276). The record is from RefSeq and is a predicted model, not a curated record. NCBI's taxonomy places the organism in Eukaryota, Metazoa, Chordata, Chondrichthyes, Orectolobiformes, Stegostomatidae. The transcript is spliced from 8 exons. Bases 532 to 1116 code for a protein of 194 amino acids.
CUUCACUGAACUCUUCAGAAGCUGACAUCGACCUGCACGCCAACAGAUUGAUCACCAAACGGUGGUUUUACCGGCAAUAUUUUCAGGUCACGUUGAUACAAUGAGAUAUAACUCAAAGGAGUCGAAAGAAUUUUUGUGAUGAGGGCUUGGCUGGGCAGGCAGCAUUUAUUACCCAUCCCUAAUUGCCCAGAGGGAAAUUGGGAGCCAACCAAAAUGCUGUAGGUCUGGAGUCACAUGUAGGUCUGACCAGCAGCAUGACCAGAAUUGUACACAAUACUCCAGAAGAGGCAUCACCAACAUCCUGUAUAACGUCAACAUGAUGUUCCAACUCCUAUACUCAAAUAGAAAUUCCUCGCAGCGUUCACUAGAAGGCAGCAGAGACAACACCAGCGUGGUAACCAUAGAGAUUCUGAAACAUAUCACCUGGCAACGCAUUGUACCUCUAUAAACAAAUCUCGACGCAACUGCGCGAACUCGGGGAGAUUUUUGCCCUUAGAACCCAGCCGAAGCGGCCACCUCGCUGAAAAAAAAAUGCCUGAAACCAGAAACCCAUUCCCUUUUCCAAGAUAUGAAAAUGAUGAUGAUUUCAGAGGUCAGAGAAAGGAUACACAGGUUCCUCAGAAUCUCAAACCAACUCAUUUAGCACAACAGGAGGAUCCAUGGAAUCGACUCAAUGCAGCAGUGACUGUGGCAAGUGCAAGCAAAGGAAUUUUCCUCUGUAAUCCCAAGGCACCGAAAGACAGUCUGGAUCUCCACCUUAAUUCUGUUUAUAAUCAUUCAGAGGAUUUUUUGAAACAUAAGAAUGAGAUACUUCUUCAAAAAGCAACCUGUGAACCUCAGAGGGGCUGUUGGUUGGGCAUGGAUGACCAACUUCCAGAAGACAUUUUUCGUCGGAAAAUGGCAAAGGAUGCAGUGCAGAAAGAUAUUUGUGACUGUGCACCUGAAGAACCAGACACCACAGCUAACUACUUAUGUGAAAGACCUCCACCGAGACAUUGGAUGUCGCCGGCAAAAUUAUCCAUUCAUAGCAUUGAGGGAGCAAUAAGAAGCCAACAUUCAGCUGCUACCAACCGAGGAUAUUCUAGAAAAUUCGACGGAGGCUUCUUUAUAAACUGAAUUAAUAGAUAUUUCUCCAUUAAGAUUCUGAUUGACUGUUUGUUUUCCUUCUUCAACAACACCCUGAGAGAUAAGGAUGACACAACAGCAAUAUUGUGAAAUAUCACCUAAAAUAAGGUCUUUUUAAGAAACAGAAUUAAAUAAUUGCAAUAAGAAA